AUGAGUACGCAUCCCUCAACUACCUCGUUUGCUCCGCAACAUGCUGCCGAUAUGCUGGCCACCAUUAUCUCCCAGCUGCCAACCGUUCCCAGUGGUGAGCUAGAGGAUAGUCCACUUCCAACGGAUGACAAGGAAACGGUGGCCCGAUCUGCAUCGACCGCCGCUAUUCAGCAAUCGAAACGGUUGGCCAAGUUGAAACAGAAACUUGACCGACAGAACAACUUUAUGGUGGAGUUGAAACGGAAGAUCCGUGAGAAGGAAGGGAUGAAACCGAAGGCAGACUGUGAUCGGGAGGAGUUGGCGUUUCUGAAGAAUCGUUUAAAGAAGGAAGCCGAACUACAACACAAACUGCUUGCGGAUGUCAUUGCCGAGAUGCGACAGGAGGGUAACCAGUGGCAAUCGAUAGUACUCUGUCCGGACAAGCUCGAUGAGUACUGUGCUAAUCCUUGGACGAUAGGAGCAGUGACGGUGAAUGAAGAUAAGCGCUUCUCGAUCGAUUCUACCCUAUCGGCACUCAGCUCAGACGAACAAUUUGGAGAAACGGGUGCCUGUCCGGACGCGGAAAUAGCCAAACGUUUCGAGAAGGAACUGAUGAACCGUGAUCGUGUUAUUGAGAUUCUCCAGAGCCGGCUCGAUCGGCUCUCGGCUGAUGUGCACAAAGUGUGCAAAGACAAUGACACAAUCUUGGACCGAAAUCCGAAACCAAUCGCUCCAAUAACGCCACGAUUCUGCGAAACGGAUAUGAUGCAUCGGUUGGAGUUUUAUCGUACCAACACGGAAACGCUCGGGAAAAACCUCGAAGAGAUGGAAAAAGCGUUACACACCAUCCAGAACGAGUUAGGUCCGAUGAGCGAAACGGAGUGCCCAUUGAAGGCGUCAUGUUCGAAGCCUGUGCCUUCCGUGUGUAAGAGAUCGGUUUCCUGUCAGCAAACUUCCGAAGGAGACGAGAGACCAACGGUUUGCGUGCUGGGUGCUACAUCUUCACGACGCGAAACGGAGCCUUUAGUGUGUGGAAAGGAUGCAGCAGCACAGAAGCAGUACGCAAUGUUACUGACCGAGUACACGAAGAAGACCACGGAGUGUCGCCAUCUCUGUGAGCGUCUCGCAAAAGUACAGGCUGGCCCGGAUGAACCUUCGCCUGAGGAUACAGAGCGGGAACUGCUGAAGAAACGCUGCUCGGAGUUGUUGGACGAACAGGACGAGUUUAGGGUGCUGAUCCGCGAGCAAGCCAAUCAGUUGGAAGACUAUCGUGCCCGCUAUCUAGCGGCACAGCAGGAAGUGGAAGAGCAGCGGCUUCAGAUGGGAAAGCUGCAAGUCACAAAUCGUCGUGUGGAGAAGCAAAUCAACUGUGAGAUUGAACAGAUCAAGCGUAAGUUCCAGGACAAACUGCGCCAUCUCACACCCUAUCCACGGCUUUUGGAAGACGAGCAAGCCAACUCGGAAAAGUUGAAGCGAUCUAACGAAACCUUGUUUGCCGAGCUGGAACGAUCCUUAAAGCAGGUGAAGAUCCUAGAGGACCGUCUUCAACAGGUUCACGUUGCGAAAGAUGGCGAAGUGAAACAGGCGCUACAGCAAGCCCAAACCGAGCUCGAUCAGGUGCAGGAACGAUUGGAAGUGGUCCUAAAAGAAAAACACCUCGUAGAGGAGGAAGCACUCCGUUGGCAACGUGAGCUGGACGAGCUGCGGACCGAAAGUGCCAAGAUUAUUGAGCGUGCGAAUCAACGGGUCGAAAAGGAGCGGGAGGUGGCUCAGAAGAAGUACAGCCAGCUGGAAAGUGAGUUGGCUCAGUGCCGGGCGGAAGUAUCCUUUACGAUCGGGAACCGGGAGCAGGCGUUGAGGGAGAUGCACACCCAGAUCAAGAUACUGUCGGCGAGCUUUGACGAUGCGCAGCUGCAGAUCCGUUCGCUACGCAAUCAGCUGGCUUAUCUGCAGAACGAAAAGUUGGUGUGUUUGGCUUGA
This is a messenger RNA of Anopheles maculipalpis, 1959 nucleotides long. Its product is annotated as girdin. The record is from RefSeq and is a predicted model, not a curated record. Bases 1 to 1959 code for a protein of 652 amino acids. Gene Ontology annotation, cellular component: centrosome. The transcript has a single exon. Gene Ontology annotation, biological process: regulation of cilium assembly. NCBI's taxonomy places the organism in Eukaryota, Metazoa, Arthropoda, Insecta, Diptera, Culicidae.